Molecule: messenger RNA, 4652 nt
Organism: Syngnathus acus (greater pipefish)
Lineage: Eukaryota; Metazoa; Chordata; Actinopteri; Syngnathiformes; Syngnathidae
Gene: usp43b
Product: ubiquitin specific peptidase 43b
Exons: 16
Coding region: 272-3838 (1188 amino acids)
Biological process (GO): protein deubiquitination
Molecular function (GO): cysteine-type deubiquitinase activity
Source: RefSeq, a predicted model, not a curated record
ACAAUCGCAAGCCGAAGUGGGACUGGCCAAGGGGGAGAGCAGAGCCGUUUCGGGGGGCUCCUGUCGCGCGUGACGUGACGCCACGCGUGAUAAAGAACGUUGGGAUGGACGUGGAAGGUGGCGUGCUGGGUGGGCGGACGAGGAGAACAGGGUGCUGCUGUGAUGGCGAUGGUGUCACCUCUGGGCGCGCUUCCAUGUGCUUCGUGGGAAGGGGAUACUGCUGCCGCUGGUGGAGAAGAAGUAGCUCGCAGGAGACGGAAUUGACAAGACAAUGAUGAAGAGUGGGAGAUCGGACCCACGGGGGACUAGUUUAGGUGCCGCUAUGGACAAGAAGCAGGAAAUGCCCACGUCGAAGGAGGACAAGCGUAAAGAGAAGAAGCCGAGAUCGGUGAAGCUUUUCCGGAAGAAAUCAUUCAAGUCCGUGGGGAGUUUUAUGAACAGAAUCAUCAAAACUCUUGGCACUUUCACCCACUUUGCAGACACGCAGGACGUGGAGGAUGACGAUGGAGGCUUUGGGAAUGGCGCACCUUGCACACUCAGCGCCAGCUCAGGGAUUGUCAAAGAAGAUGCACAGGUGCCUCGGUUGGUCAAGAACCCUCCUCUUGGCAGGGAUAAACUAUUUUACCACUACGGGGACAAAAUCCCAGGCGUUCUGGGCUUGAAAAACCACGGGAACACGUGUUUUAUGAACGCCGUGGUCCAGUGUCUGAGCAAUACCGACCUGCUGGCCGAGUAUUUGGGACUGGAGAGGUACAGGUUGGACCUGUGUGACACCGCGAUCGACGGGACAGUGAGAAGCGGGGGAAUACUCUUUAUUAACGGAGAGGUCACGGAACACUUGGCCUCACUUGUUCGGGCUCUGUGGACUUUGGAAUACACCCCACAGCUUUCUGUGGACUUCAAGGCUAUCGUGUCUAAGUACGGAUCACAAUUCCGUGGUAAUUCCCAACAUGACGCCCUGGAGUUCCUUCUGUGGCUGCUGGAUCGUGUCCACGAAGACAUCAAUUUGGCUUCGCACAAUAACAAUAACACAACUAAAGCUUGUGAUAAGGGUCCCGAUGAGGAUGAAAAUCUGCUGCAUCCUGACCUGUCCCAAUCCCAGCAGCUCACUGUCCAACAUAGCUUUGUCCAGGAACAUUUUCAGGCACAGUACAAAUCUUCACUGACCUGCCCCCAUUGUUUGAAACAGAGCAACACCUUUGACCCUUUCCUUUGCAUCUCACUCCCUAUUCCUCUCCGCCAGACCAGGCCCAUGUGUGUGACUCUGGUCUUCAGCACUAAAGGACAAAGGUACCUGCGAGUCGGUCUGGCCGUGCCUCUAUUUGGUUCUGUCGCCAGUUUGAGAAGGAUGGUGGCUGAUGAGGGCAACAUUUCUCCAGAUCAGGUGAUCCUGACUGAAGUUUACUCCACCGGGUUCCAGCGCUCCUUCUUUGAUGAAGACGAUUUAACCGGUAUAGCCGAAAAUGAUGUCAUCUACGCCUUCCAAGCUCCGCCCCUCUACAUCCGAGGAGGCUCUGCACGGACUUCAGGAUACCAUCAUAGUCUACCAUCUUCUACAUACGCUACCGGACCUGAGGGGAAAAGAUUACCUGCGUCUGCGGCGCUGUCUUCCGAAUUUCUCAACCAAGGAGUCCCGGUUAAGAUUUUGUUGUUGGUGUGCAACGCUGCGGGAGCAGGCCAACAAACUGUUAGGUUUGGCCCUCCAUUCUUAAUGAGGGAGGACCGGUCUAUUUCCUGGGAUCAGCUGCAACAAAGUAUUCUGAGCAAGCUUUACUAUCUGAUGAUCAACGGGGCGCCAGCACAGAAUAACAGAGUGCUCUUCAACAUCCGCGUGGUGGGAGGAUCAUCAUUUUACAGCUACUUGUCACCGCAGGACAGUCGACCACUCUACCAUCCUGCUGUUGACAGAGCCCUGAAACUCUGCAGUCCAGGAGGACCUCCGCAUGUCAAACUCAUCAUUGAAUGGGAGUACCGAAUCAAAGAUUGCCUGUUUGGUAACAUUCAAGAGGAGGUGGUGAAGGAUGCGGACAGCGUGAGGAAUCAGCAGCAGCAACACGUCCAGCAGUACAGCUGCACCUUGGAUGAGUGUUUUCAGCUUUACACCAAAGAGGAGCAGCUGGCUCCCGAUGAUGCUUGGAAGUGCCCGCACUGUAAACAGCUACAGCAGGGCGUGGUGAAGAUGAGUUUAUGGACUCUCCCGGAUAUUCUCAUCCUCCACCUGAAGCGUUUUAGGCAAGUAGGCGAGCGGAGAAACAAGCUGACUACGUUUGUACAUUUCCCCCUGGUGGAUCUGGACAUGACGCCGCACGUGGUGAACCGUAACCACGGCCCACAGCAGCCGGGCUGGAAGCAGUCCAGACGGGCCGAGCUGGCUCCACCUGACUUCCUGUACGAUCUGUACGCCGUGUGUAAUCAUCACGGAGGGAUGCACGGCGGGCAUUACACAGCAUUUUGUCGAAACUCUGUGGACGGUCAGUGGUACAGCUACGAUGACAGCAAUGCUGAGGCGGUUCCUGAGGGAGACGUGUGCACACGUGGCGCUUAUAUCCUCUUCUAUCAAAGAAGAAAAACCAUCCCGCCCUGGUCUGCAAGUUCUUCAGUCACUGGUUCCACCAGCUCAAACACUUCUGAUCACUGGCUGGUGCGGCUGACGGGGGCCGGUGACCGAGGUGCAGCGUCCAUCGCAGGCCCCCCGGUGCCCAUGCAGCCUCCAGAAUCAACUGAUCGGCCAGUGUUUGAAGAAGAACCUCACAAACCUGCAGACAUAAAUGGAUUUGAAUCCAAACCGUUUGUCCGCGGGACCCAAGCAAGGAGCGUCAGCAUGAGAUCUCCAACGAAAGCCAAGGAGUCUUUAAGCAAAGUCCUGCCGAUGCGAUGGUCCUUCAGACCCAAGGACCGCACGAAGCAUUCGGUCGAGACUCAAUCGGGAGAGUUGGUGGAAUAUCUCGAGUCUGGCCGACGUCCGCGAUGUACCAAAGACCCGAUCGUUGCGCUGGUGGCCACCCCGCCGCAAAGGCACGUCCAGCGUAGAACCUUGGAGGGCGGACAGGAGUGCAGCUCACCGAGCGGAAGUAGCCUCAGCUGCACGGAAACGUGCUACUCCCCCAAAGUCCCAGAGGGGCAGAGCCGGCCUGUUAUGGAGAGACAGCUCAGCAAUGCUGUCAAAGGCAGGGAUGAUGGCUCCCUGAGGAUGAGGGCAUCUAAUAAGAGAGCCAGGCAGGAGCAAGGUAGGACUUUGGACAUCCAACUUCAGAGAGUGGCCAUGUUAGGAGCACACGUCAGCAGUCAUAGCGCACCUCCCAGCAGAGAUUCCACACUGCGAAAAAACAAGGUCCAUUUCGGGGGGAGCACCAGAUCCCCCAAAGACACGCUCGUCUUUCAACCGGAGGGACAAAGAGGACGUGAAGGUCGUAGCCAAGAAAGCCUCGUGGCCUUUUUCAAACCCGCUUUGAUUCCGAAAGACAUCCCGAGAUCCCCACGGAAGGAUCACGAAAGACGUGCCAACGGGCAUUUGGGAAAGCUGACGAGCGGCGACUUCACCAAACUCUCCCUCUCUAACGGAACUCUGAGCGCCACCACAAGAGACGAGCGUAAGGUUCUCCCCUGCUGCAAGAUCCAGCUUCUGAAUGGACAGGCUGCGUGUCAUGACGCCGACAUCAAGCGAGCUCACAGCUCCGGAAACAUUCAAACCAAACUGGACGGGACUUUUCACCGGUGCGCCUCACUGCAGAGGAACGGGGACAUUACGCCCUCGCGUCGCGUCCUGCUCUCCGACAAGCCCGGCUUUGCCACCCUGCAGAGGACGCGAUUCAGUACCACCUCCCUGGUGCCUCUGUGACAACGUCUUAGCUGGGAUGUCAUCCACCGAAAGCAUCACUGGAAAAAAGUGUCUUCGUUCCUCUUUUUAUACAGUAGGACUGUUACUUCUUACCUGUGUGUGUCUUAAACUAAAUCUAUGCAGAGUUGAGUUACUGCUGUCAUUUGUAGGAAUUGUCUGGACUGUUGUUUCCUGCUAAUACGUGACUUUACGGUGAAACUCCUCCCCCAGUUCGAAUUAAUUGGCCACUUGGAUGCUACAAGUACUAUUUGACUUCAAAAAUGGUUGCUUGGCAACAAGAUGCCAGAUAAUAGUGCCAAAGCAGUACUUUCGCUUUAGUAUGAGGUAUGUUCGCUAAUUCACAUAUGUAAAGAAGACAUUUAAAUACCCACGCAACAUAGUUAAAGCACAUACACACGCAACACACACACUUUGUACAUUCAUAUGUAGGUAAAUAAAACACACGCACAGAUUUGUUUUUCCACAAAUGCACUGUAAAUUGGCUGUUCAAUCAUUGUUUUUGUGAUCGUUGCACUUUUAUAAAAGGCUUAUUUUCCUAUAUGACUUAAAUUGUACAUCCUUCCGAGUUUAGGAAUAAUGACAGUGUUCUUAAUUAGAUUGUGUUUGAAGUGAUCCAGGUACUGGCUGGAAUGAUGUUCCAAUUUUUUCUAUGAGGAUGUUCAGAUAUGAACCACAAAAUAUUUGGGAAAUAUCCUAACUUCCAACUCGGUUAAGAAGUUCAAUUCUAUCCAUGAAAAAUCAAAGCUAAAUUGCUUGCAUGCCAACAGAAUUUAUUUUAUUUAUUUUUGCACCCAGCACUGUGUUUGCGGUUGUU